Messenger RNA from Leptopilina boulardi, 1147 nucleotides. RefSeq names its product odorant receptor Or1-like. The transcript has 7 exons. Lineage: Eukaryota; Metazoa; Arthropoda; Insecta; Hymenoptera; Figitidae. Gene Ontology annotation, molecular function: odorant binding; olfactory receptor activity. Gene Ontology annotation, cellular component: plasma membrane. Gene Ontology annotation, biological process: sensory perception of smell; detection of chemical stimulus involved in sensory perception of smell. Bases 58 to 1098 code for a protein of 346 amino acids. The record is from RefSeq and is a predicted model, not a curated record.
AAAGAUUCCAAAGAUGUUAGACAAUUUGCAAAUAAAUUCGCUAUUGUUUCUUUUCACAUGACAGGAAUUAUAAAAUGGUGUUAUUGCAUGUGGAAAAUAGACACUAUUACAAAUCUUAUAAAUAUGCUUCAUAAUUGUCAUUAUUAUGCAUUGGAAAUAUGUCAAAAUAAUCAAGAUAAAGAAAUGUUACAUAAAGAAAUGAAGAUAGCACAAAAAUUGACAAGUUUAUAUGCCUAUUACUGGCCUCCAUUUGGAAUUGGUGUUGUUUUACAUUAUUUGUUUAAUCCUAUUUCAUUUAGAUUAUACGAAAUUUAUGUACAAAAGCACAAUAGUAGUGAGGUGCCAAAAUUACUUCCCUUACCAGGAUGGUUUCCAUGGGAUGAACAUCAAUAUUAUGGAUGGUCAUAUUUUUUUCAAAUAAGUGGAGUAACUGGUUGUUGUAUGGGAAGUAUAUGCUACGAUCAAUUGUAUGUGGCAACACUAAUAAUAAUUUGUUCGCAUUUAACAUUUCUUAGUCAAGCUCUGCAAUUAGAUUUUAAUAGGAAAAAAGUGAAGGACAAUAAUUUAUUUGAAAAACGUCUCAGAAAUUGUGUUGAAUUGCAUAAAGAAGUUCUAUGUUUUGUUGAAAAGUUAGAAAUUGUCGGAAGCCCCUGUAUGUUUGUACAAUGUGUACAAAAUAUUGUUAUAAUUUGUUUGUGCUCCUUUGAAGCAGCAACACUUCAAAUUGAACCUGGCAUACAAUGUUUAAUUCAAAUAUUUAAUUUACUUGAAUUUUCCAUAUGCAUUGCUGUGCAGCUACUUUUCUUUUGUUUCGUUGCCAGCACUAUUACAAAAUUGGGUCUAGAUGUAUCAUAUGCUGUAUAUUCAAGUAAAUGGGUUUCUUCCUAUGAUAAUUUAGAUUACAAAAUUUAUAAUAAAAAAAAAAAUCAUUUAAUUAAAUAUGCUGUAUUGAUUAUGUCCGCUCGUGCUCAACGUCCAAUAUCACUAACUGGAGGACCAUUUUAUAUUCUUUCACUUGAAACAUUUAAAUCAAUUAUGGGAAUAGCCGUUUCAAAUGCUGUUGUUUUAAGUCAAACUUAUAAUAGAAAAGCUCUAUAAAAAUUUAUUUGAAAUCAAGAAAUAAUUAUUUUAUUCACAAAAUAAAGAG